AGUUUUGUUGUGCUCGGCGAGCGGAGCGGUGGGUGGUGGUGCAUAAAUUCAAAAUACAAAAUACGAAAUACCAAACAAAAAAUAUAAAAGCGGGUGACUUUUAUAGGAAGCCGUUAGAAAGGAACGAUGCGGUUCAGCAGCUACAACCGUUAUCAGUGCUUUUGCUCCGCUUUUGCUUCGCUUCUGCUCUGCUUCGCAGUCGGCGCUGCGCUGACGCGGGCAGAUGACGCCGACAGCGACGUCGACGGCGGCAGCGCCAGCAGAAAGUGGCUCUGCAGUCGGACGGACAUUUGCACCUCGGAGACUGAGCAGGUGGCCGGCCUGCAGUACGCGCCCGAGGUCUUCGAGAGCCAGCGGGACUGCCGUCUGUCCUGCGGGAAGUAUGGGGCCAUCUGGCCGAUGCCCACGGGCAGGGAGUGCUCCAUCUCGCACAGCAGGGUGCGGUUCGACCCGUGGAAGGUGCGCUUCCAUGUGGUGGCGCCCGGCGAGGCGGCCACCCAGUUUUUGCGGGAGACGAACCGCCUGUUCGUCUCCAAUCUGCUGAAGGAGUGCACCCGGAACUGCACGCUGGAGAGCAGCAAGCAGAUCCUGGUCAGGUCGACGGUUACCAACGAGAGUCUGGUGCUCGACUGGCCCACGGAUGAGAGUUACUCGUUGGUGGUGCGAACCACGGACACGGCCACCUUUGUGGACAUCCAGGCCGGAACGGUGUACGGUGCACGUCAUGCCUUCGAAACGCUGAGCAACCUGGUCACCGGCAGUCUGACCAAUGGCCUGCUAAUGGUGACCACGGCCAAUAUCACCGAUCGUCCGGCGUUUCCCCAUCGCGGCGUUCUGCUGGACACGGCCCGCAAUUUCGUGCCGCUCAAGUUCAUCCGCAGCACGUUGGACGCCAUGGCGGCCAGCAAGCUGAACGUGCUCCACUGGCAUGUGGUGGACACGCACAGCUUUCCGCUGGAGAUCACCAGGGUGCCGGAGAUGCAGCGCUAUGGGGCGUACUCCUCGUCGCAGUCGUACUCGCGCCAGGACGCCGUCAAUCUGGUGAAGUACGCCCGCCUGCGGGGCAUCCGCAUCCUGAUCGAGAUCGAUGGACCCUCGCAUGCGGGCAAUGGGUGGCAGUGGGGUCCCGCAGCUGGACUGGGCAACAUGUCCGUGUGCCUGAACCAAUCGCCCUGGCGGAGAUUCUGCGUGCAGCCGCCUUGCGGACAACUGAAUCCACUCAACGAUCACAUGUACGCCGUGCUGAAGGAGAUCUUCGAGGACGUGGCCGAGGUGGGGGCGCCCGAGGAGACCCUGCACAUGGGCGGCGACGAGGUCUUCCUGCCCUGCUGGAACAACACCGAGGAGAUCCGCGACGGGAUGCGGGCGCGCGGCUUCGAUCUUAGCGAGCAGAGCUUCCUGCGGCUGUGGUCGCAGUUCCACCAGCGGAAUCUCAAUGCCUGGGACGAGAUCAACGAGCGCAUGUAUCCGGGCAUCAAGGUGCCCAAGUCGGUGAUCAUCUGGUCCAGCCAUCUCACCGAUCCGCGCUACAUCGAGGCCUAUCUGCCCAAGGAGCGGUUCAUCAUCCAGACGUGGGUGGAGUCGCAGGACGCGCUCAAUCGGGAGCUCCUGCAGCGGGGCUACCGGCUGAUUGUGUCCACGAAGAACGCCUGGUACCUGGACCACGGAUUCUGGGGCAGCACCUCGUACUACAAUUGGCGCACGGUCUACUCCAGCGGCAUGCCCACUGGGCGCAGCAAGGAUCAGGUGCUGGGCGGCGAGGUGUGCAUGUGGAGCGAGUACGUGGAUCAGAACUCGCUGGAAUCUCGCAUCUGGCCGCGAGCUGGAGCUGCCGCCGAGCGACUGUGGUCCAAUCCCAAGUCGUCUGCCCUGCUGGCCCAGCGAAGGUUCUAUCGCUACCGCGAGCGACUCCUGGCCCGCGGCAUCCACGCGGAUGCGGUGAUUCCGCACUGGUGCGUCCUGCACGAAGGACAGUGCCUCUGAGAUGGUCGCUCCACACUUAGUUCUAGCUCCAGCACCAGCACUGUGUACAUAUCUGUCAGUCUAUGUUACUAUGUUACUCUAUUCAUCAGUUAUUGCCCAUAAAGAUCUGUUUUUAAUCCAAA
Molecule: messenger RNA, 2105 nt
Organism: Drosophila elegans
Lineage: Eukaryota; Metazoa; Arthropoda; Insecta; Diptera; Drosophilidae
Gene: Hexo2
Product: chitooligosaccharidolytic beta-N-acetylglucosaminidase
Exons: 3
Coding region: 127-1983 (618 amino acids)
Biological process (GO): carbohydrate metabolic process; ganglioside catabolic process; glycosaminoglycan metabolic process
Cellular component (GO): membrane
Molecular function (GO): beta-N-acetylhexosaminidase activity
Source: RefSeq, a predicted model, not a curated record